Messenger RNA from Pistacia vera, 1557 nucleotides. RefSeq lists its product as uncharacterized. The record is from RefSeq and is a predicted model, not a curated record. The transcript is spliced from 5 exons. The coding region runs from base 1 to 1557 and encodes 518 amino acids. Lineage: Eukaryota; Viridiplantae; Streptophyta; Magnoliopsida; Sapindales; Anacardiaceae.
AUGUUUAAAAAGACUAGACUUAAGAGAUUGACCACUGAUUAUGAAAAUCUUAUUAUGCAUGAUGAUGAAUCUAUCACUGAUUUUUAUGGUCUGUUGUGUGAUAUCACGAAUGAAUGUUUUGCCUUGGGUAAGAUUUAUACUGAUGCUGAACUUGUCAGGAAGGUACUGUGUUCCCUACUUAUGAAGUUCAUGUCCAAAGCAACCUCUAUUGAAGAGUGUCGAAAUUUGGAUGAGAUGCAGCUGGACGAACUCAUUGGGUCCUUACAAACAUUCAAACUCAAUCUUAAACGGUGGGAGAAGAAACCAGGAAAGGGAUUAGCACUGAAGCAUGAGGUAAUAUCUGAACCUUCUAGUUGUGUUGCUUCUAGUGAUGAGUGUGCGAACACUCUAAAGAAAAAGGGAAAAGCCAUGGCUGCCACACUAAGUGAAAGUGAUGACAGUGAGAGUGGAGGUGAUGACAUAAAUGAGGAUGACCACUUUUUGGCUUUUACGAAUAACCAAGAGGACAGUAGGAGUGUGUCCUCGGAUGACUCAAACUAUGUCUAUAAAAAUCAGCCAGAGGCUUAUGACAAGAUGCAUGAGUCAUGGUUGAAAGCCAUCAAAAAGAUCAAAUCACUUGAAUAUGAAAAUUGCCCCUUAACGGAAGAUAAGAAAAUGUUGACUGAUAAAUUGAAUGCAGGUUCAUAUAAACUUGAUGAAGUUCUCGGCCAAGGAAAGUCUUUUGGUGACAAAACUAGUUUGAGAUUUUCCCCGGGUGCGAGCACUUCCGAACCUGGUGUGACCACCUUCAUCAAGUCUAGUACCAAUUGUUUAGUUGCUCAUACAUCAUUGCUUGCAUUUCAAAAUGACCAAUGGUACUUUGACAAUGGGUGUUCAAGGCACAUGAAAAGUAACAAAAGUUUGUUGACUAAUCUUGAAUUUGCAGAGGCUGGUCAUGUGACCUAUGGUGAUGGAAAAAGAGGUAAAAUCCUUGGCAAAGGGUCUCUAGCCAUUCCUGUUCUGAAUGAUGUUUUCUAUGUUGAAGGUCUUAAAGCUAAUCUUAUAAGCAUCACUCAAAUCUGUGAUAAGGGUUGUGUUGUAAAAUUUUCAAAAAAUUUGUGUCAAGUUUUAAAUGAUGAUGGUACUUCAAUGCUUGAAGGGAAGAGAUCAAAUGAUAAUUGCUACUUAUUGACUAAAAAAAUUUCUUGUUUAAGUUCGAAGUCAGAUUGUGUUGAUAUUUGGCACAAGAAGCUUGGACACAUGAAUUACAAAGACCUUGUGAAACUUUCCAAGAAAGAUGUUGUGAAAGGUUUACCUAAACUUGUGUUUCAAAAAGGUAAAGUUUGUGGCCUGUGCCAACAAGAAGAUUUCUCACAGUUUUCUCAUGAAGAUGAUAUUGAUGACUUAAUGUCUCCUACUGAGGUGACCACCACCCAAGAGAAUGUACCCACUCCGAGUUCAUCUAAAGAUGUGACCACUUUGAAAUCUGAUAUGAACACCUCUACAGCCCAACAAGGAUCUCUUUCGGAGAGACAAGGACUUGAAUUGAUUGUUGAUUUGUUUGAAGAAAUCACUUAA